AUGUGGGUGGGGUCUUUUCCCAAGUCGGACGAAUUGUGCGCGAGGGAUGACACACCGCCUGAGCGACUCAUUCCGUUUGUCAACGCGUCAGACUCGGCAUUGACAGUCUGCUCAUCGAUGCGUCGACACUGUCACCAUCAACAAAUUGUUUUCUGUGGUGGUCACUGUUUUCCAGACUGGCCACUGUUCUUCCUAGCUGGUCACCGUUCCAAGUUGGUCACCGUUCCAAGCUGGUCACCGUUCCAAGCUGGUCACCGUUCCAAGCUGGUCACCGUUCCUAGCUGGUCACCGUUCCAAGUUGGUCACCGUUCCAAGCUGGUCACCGUUCCAAGCUGGUCACCGUUCCAAGUUGGUCACCGUUCCAAGUUGGUCACCGUUCCAAGUUGGUCACCGUUCCAAGUUGGUCACCGUUCCAAGCUGGUCACCGUUCCAAGCUGGUCACCGAUUUCCAAGCUGAUCACUGUUUUACGAGCAGACUCAACUGUUUAA
Molecule: messenger RNA, 489 nt
Organism: Penicillium verhagenii
Lineage: Eukaryota; Fungi; Ascomycota; Eurotiomycetes; Eurotiales; Aspergillaceae
Exons: 1
Coding region: 1-489 (162 amino acids)
Source: RefSeq, a predicted model, not a curated record